This is a messenger RNA of Ictalurus punctatus (channel catfish), 2510 nucleotides long. RefSeq names its product arginine vasopressin induced 1 (gene avpi1). The transcript has 3 exons. The record is from RefSeq and is a predicted model, not a curated record. NCBI's taxonomy places the organism in Eukaryota, Metazoa, Chordata, Actinopteri, Siluriformes, Ictaluridae. Bases 205 to 798 code for a protein of 197 amino acids.
AACUGGCGUGAAAAAAAAGAAUCCUGAUCCACUGACAUACAGGACCGAGAACCACUAAACCACACACACACACACACACACACUGAGUUUAAUCACUCUCAAACUCACUGAUACAGAGGAUUGUAAAUAUCCAGGCGUUUCCGGAUGAUACUGCAGGGGUUAAGAGGAUAGAAAUCACCGCUCGGGACGCUAAACGAGCUGCCUAUGGAGGAGGUCGGUGUCAGCGCUGCUGCAGUGCUGCCCGGAGCGCCUCAGCCCACGUUCUGCCGGACCGCUACGGCGUCCGAGCGUCGCACGCGCAAGUCCGGCUCGGCCAACAUCUUCCAGGGUGUGAACCUUCGGCAGCUCAGGCGCCUCUUCCACUCGGCGGGGGAGCCAGACGCCGAGCAGAAAGCCAGACAGGUGUGGAGGAACCGAAGAAGGGCCGAAGGAGACGAGGAGGACGGGGACGGAGACGAGGUCGAGGAGGAGGAGGAGGAGGAUGAAGGGCUGGCGCGGGCACUGGUGGGGCUCCGGGUGAGAGCGAGGAACCGCAGCGGGAUCCGAGCCGAGACGAACAGAGGGGCCCGGGCGUUUGGGCACAGCAGAACGAACGAGCGGACGCCAUCCGAGGCCACGGCCGACGACGACGUCACGGCUCGGGGAGCCUGCGGGGGGCAGGCCAAGUCAUGUGACCCGGCGGACGACGAAGACGUCUGGGCGACCCGGAGCCGGGACGAGAAAGAUCCGGAUCGCUACCUGCACCGAAUACGACACCGACACCGAAAACUAGAUAACUGCAUAACCGACACAAAGUAGCUGCGACACUAAACACGAGCCCACCAUUAAGGAGCCGAAACGUGAUGAACACUAUGAUGGAGAGACACUACAGAGCUGUUUACUGCUAAAUUACUCGUCACGUUGCUGCAACAAACACAUUCACUACAGUCCUAAAAACCUCACUGCAUUAAUUAACACUAAUUCAUCUAACACUGUCGGGCAUGUGCUGGUAAUCGGUUAUACCUCAUAUACCGUAUUCAUUUUAAAGCGGUACACUACGGGGCGAUGGUGCGUGGUGAAGAUGAAGCCCAAACUAAAGACGGUUUAAAAUGCUUCUCAAAGAAAAAUAAGCAAAUUGUAGCAAAAACAAUGUAAUUCCUGCACCUCGGUGCUUGGACCCCUAACAACCUGAAAACGUGUUUUGGUUCCAUAUUAUUAUUAUUAUUAUUAUUAUUAUUAUUAUUAUUAUUAUAAUACACAAUACUUAGUGCAGCUCUGAUAUCAGCACAUGCCAACCAGUGUAAUACUCCAAAUACGCUAUUUAAAUAAACACCGAGGGCUCGAGGUUGAUAUUUUCAGGGAUUUAAAAAAAGAAAAUAAAAUCCAGCCCGCCCCGGACCAGCGACGAGAGCAUCGCCCGGCGGAGGGACGGCGUCGCCGGGCUCGGCCUGGACGUGUAGUCGGAGCUGGAGCGCCUGGUAGUACUUGAGUUAAACGUCGUCGUCUUCUGUAGCACGUUAGCAAUAUUCGCAACAUUCGGAACGUGAUGAUGACGACGAUGAAGAAUAUGCAUCGAAAAAGCAAUCACGCAUUCUUCCACAUUAGUGUUGAUCACUUUUUAUAGUGUGCACCGAGAUAGAGAGUAAAUCAAUGGACUCGAUGAUGAUGAUGAUGAUAUGCGACAUUAGAGUAGUGUAGAAGUAAUAUCUAGCUUUACUUUAGUUUGUUUUUCCUCCUCCGUUCUGGAUCGAAAUAAUUAAAAAAAGUGAAAGAAAUUCUAAUAGCAAAUGUAGCUGGCUGUAUUUUCCGGACGUUUUAGAAAAAAAGGGUUCUUCGCGAGGUCUUCAGGAGGUUAAUGGUUGCAUCAGUUGAAACAAAGAACUCAAGAUUUCCAAAUGUAGCUUAUUAUUAUUAUUAUUAUUAUUAUUAUUAUUAUGAGAAACUGUUAUAUAAUUCCAAUAUGCCCAUUUUUUGGAGUAUUUACAGUAGCUACAUUACUCCAGGGAUUACGGUAAUUUGCACACUCAAACAACAGGGUUUGAGGGAAUGAGUUGUAGACACUAUUGCAUUAUGGGUAUUCGUCAAGGCUACGGAUUUAGUCCGCUAUUGUUUUCAGACCGUUAUAUUAAGAUCAGAGCUGUAGCGAAUCGAAUAACGGCGACACUAACAGGACAAAAACGUUACUGCACUACACCACCAGGGGGGCGUAAAGCGAUCUCUGACGUAUAGUGAAUUUACCGCAUGACUUAUAGUCCGGAAAAUACAGCACACGUCUGAUAUUACAGUAGUACCGUUAGAAAAGCGAGACUUGUUUUUAUAUUUUAAAACCGGGAUUUCUCGUCGUCGACGUAGCCGUAUUCUUACAUUUAUAAACGUAACGAUUUAUUAUAAUGCCUGUAUUGUUUUUUAUUUUAUUUAAAAAGAUGUAUUUCUACCUUCACUACAUGCAGUGUAAUUGUUUGUUGUAUUUUUGUGUCAAGUUGUGAACUUGUGAUGAAUGAAUCUGCUAUUAAAAACAAACAAACAAACAA